Brassica oleracea var. oleracea is the source of this 294-nucleotide messenger RNA. RefSeq names its product DNA-directed RNA polymerases I and III subunit RPAC2-like. Gene Ontology annotation, cellular component: RNA polymerase I complex; RNA polymerase III complex. The coding region runs from base 1 to 294 and encodes 97 amino acids. The transcript has 3 exons. Lineage: Eukaryota; Viridiplantae; Streptophyta; Magnoliopsida; Brassicales; Brassicaceae. Gene Ontology annotation, biological process: DNA-templated transcription. The record is from RefSeq and is a predicted model, not a curated record. Gene Ontology annotation, molecular function: DNA-directed RNA polymerase activity; protein dimerization activity.
AUGACCUAUCCGAGAGUAACAUUGGCUGGGUACAGCAUCCCUCAUCCUUCCCUUGAAUGUGUCAAUGUCCGUGUCCAGACAACCGGUGAUCCAGCUAGGGAGGUUUUGAAAGAUGCGUGUCAAGAGCUCAUGCUCAUGAACAGACAUGUGAGGAGUGUCUUUGACAAGGAUGUUUCAGAGUUUAAGGAAGAACAAGCACACUUGAAGGCUGAGGAAGAGCGGAAAAACGCUGAAGAAGAAGAGCUUAAGAAGCAGAGGGAUCUACUCGAGUCCAUGGACAUUGAAAGCAACUAA